Darwinula stevensoni is the source of this 937-nucleotide messenger RNA. NCBI's taxonomy places the organism in Eukaryota, Metazoa, Arthropoda, Ostracoda, Podocopida, Darwinulidae. The record is from the annotation of a GenBank genome assembly.
GCGCAUUAAGUUUUUUCAGACGUCCAUCAUGCUCGUGGCGCAUGAUUCUGCACCGCAAGUGUUUUCUCAUCCUCUCCACGUGGUGUGACGCACGGCAUCAUCUCAAUAGCACGGGUGAAAAUCCACCCGUUUCCAAAUCCACCUCCACCCGUCGGACAUUUCGGAAGGGAAUCUUUCAGUGACUGAAUCUUUCUGCAGGUGAAUAAGUAAAAUGAAGAAGAAUAUGAGCUUGGCGUUUAUCAUGGCCCUCUUGGUCGUGAUCAAUGGGGGAACUGAUACGGACGAGAAAAGAGAUUCCCAGCAAUCAAGAGAGCCAGCAAAGCCAGAGCAGAGGGGAAUAGAGCAGAGCAAUGAGACCGCGAUGCCCAGUGGAACUGCCAAUGACACGACCAAACGCGAUUGCCAGCCAGAUUGUCAGCCUUCGAAGGAGCCAACAGGGUCAGAGCAGAAAGAAAUGAAGGAGAAACUCCCGUGCAUCGAGGGAAAUGCCGUGAUUGCUGGUGGAGCUGUCAACGAUACAGCCGAGGAAAGAGAUUCUCAACCAUCAAGGGAACAGGCCGAACCAGAACGGAAAGAAAAGAGCGAGAUGAAUGCGUGCAUGAAAGAGAACGAGGGAGCGCUGGCGGAUCCUCCACCCGGGCCAGUUCCGACGGAGACGCUGAUCGAGGUCUGCACGUUUCCUCCACCCGAUUGCCUCCGAGAAUGCGGGCUUGUCACCUGCAACUUGGCCAAUUUCUGCGACUGCUCCACCUUCUGGAGGUGCCGGUACGGGUUCAUCCGCCGGAUCCGAAGGCGCUGGGGACUCCUGGUGUCCGGGCCCGGCGUCGUUCUUGAUCGCUUCCUUAGUGGGUCCCACUCGACCGACGUGUAUGACCCUAAUGCCUCCACGCGAACUGCGGUCGAGGAUGAGCGGUUGGGUCCCGUGGAGGAUGCCUGA